AUGGCCAACCUCUCCGACGAAGACUCCCAAAUGCACGACUCGCCCUCGUCCACGCCGUCCACGCCGCCGCUCUCGCAGCCGCACACCCACAACCUCGUCAACCCCGCCGAGCACCUCUCGCUGCACUCGCCGCCCGACUCGCAGGGGCAGGGGCAGGGGCCGGGGCCGCAGGGGUACCAGCAGCAGGGACAGGGACAGUCUUCGCAGCAGCAGAUGGGCGUGGGGGUGGGGGUGGGGGUGGGGGUGGUGCCGAGCUGGGCGACGAAGCGCGCGGUGGAGGAUGCGGAGACGGCGAGGGAGAAGGUGGUGGAUGGGAAGUUUACGUUGCGUUGGGUCGGGGAUGAUUAUGAUGAGAGUGAUAUGUUCAAGACGGACUAG
Molecule: messenger RNA, 378 nt
Organism: Morchella sextelata
Lineage: Eukaryota; Fungi; Ascomycota; Pezizomycetes; Pezizales; Morchellaceae
Exons: 3
Coding region: 1-378 (125 amino acids)
Source: RefSeq, a predicted model, not a curated record